Anoplopoma fimbria (sablefish) is the source of this 2463-nucleotide messenger RNA. Its product is annotated as probable histone deacetylase 1-B. The record is from RefSeq and is a predicted model, not a curated record. Bases 94 to 1542 code for a protein of 482 amino acids. The transcript is spliced from 12 exons. NCBI's taxonomy places the organism in Eukaryota, Metazoa, Chordata, Actinopteri, Perciformes, Anoplopomatidae. Gene Ontology annotation, molecular function: histone deacetylase activity.
GCGUCUCUGAUUGGUCGACGGGCAGCUCAGCGCUACUUCCGUGGCGCACCAGAGGACCCGGUGCGCUCUUCACGGUGGAGUAAUCGGUGUAAAAUGGCGCUGUCUCAGGCAACAAAGAAGAAAGUUUGCUACUACUAUGACGGGGAUGUGGGGAACUACUACUACGGCCAGGGCCAUCCCAUGAAACCCCACAGGAUCCGCAUGACACACAACCUCCUUCUCAACUAUGGACUGUACAGGAAAAUGGAGAUUUACAGACCACACAAAGCCAGUGGUGAAGAGAUGACAAAGUACCACAGUGAUGACUACAUUAAGUUCCUCAGGUCCAUCCGACCAGACAACAUGUCUGAGUACAGCAAACAGAUGCAGCGAUUCAAUGUCGGAGAGGACUGUCCGGUGUUUGAUGGUCUGUUUGAGUUUUGCCAGCUCUCAACAGGCGGAUCUGUCGCUGGGGCGUUGAAGUUGAACAAGCAGCAGACAGAUAUCGCCAUCAACUGGGCCGGCGGACUCCACCACGCCAAGAAGUCUGAGGCCUCAGGUUUCUGCUACGUCAACGACAUCGUCCUGGCCAUCCUCGAGCUGCUGAAGUACCACCAGAGGGUGUUGUACAUAGACAUUGACAUCCACCACGGCGAUGGAGUGGAGGAGGCCUUCUACACGACGGACAGGGUCAUGACCGUCUCUUUCCACAAGUAUGGGGAAUACUUCCCUGGCACUGGAGACCUGAGGGACAUCGGAGCUGGAAAGGGAAAGUACUACGCAGUGAACUACCCGCUCAGAGACGGCAUUGAUGAUGAGUCCUACGAAGCUAUCUUCAAACCCAUCAUGGCUAAAGUCAUGGAGAUGUACCAGCCGAGUGCUGUCGUACUCCAGUGUGGAGCUGAUUCUCUUUCUGGAGACCGACUGGGCUGCUUCAACCUCACCAUCAAAGGCCAUGCCAAAUGUGUGGAGUACAUCAAAAGUUUCAACCUGCCCCUGCUGAUGCUGGGCGGCGGAGGCUACACCAUCCGCAACGUGGCCCGCUGCUGGACGUACGAGACGGCCGUGGCCCUGGACUGCUCCAUCCCCAACGAGCUGCCCUACAACGACUACUUUGAGUACUUCGGGCCCGACUUCAAGCUGCACAUCAGCCCGUCCAACAUGACCAACCAGAACACCAACGAGUACCUGGAGAAGAUCAAGCAGCGUCUGUUUGAGAACCUCCGUAUGCUGCCUCACGCCCCCGGCGUCCAGAUGCAGGCGAUCCCCGAGGACGCGCCCCACCCGGACAGCGGAGACGAGGAAGAGGAGGACCCCGACAAACGCGUCUCUAUCCGAGCCCACGACAAAAGGAUAGCCUGCGAGGAGGAGUUCUCUGACUCUGAGGACGAGGCGGAGGGGCAGGGAGGAGGCCGCAGGAACGCAGCCAACCACAAGAAGGCCAAACGAGUGAAGAAGGAGGAGGAGAAGGAAGGGGAGGAAAAGAAAGAAGUGAAAGAGGAGGAGAAAGAGGAAGAGAAGAUGGACACAUCAGGACCAAAAGAAGAAGUGAAGACAACUUGAAGUCUGAUUGGAGGAGGAAGAGUUGCUUGAACUGUCGUCCUCAAAUCCCACUGAUUCCUAUACUCUCCUGCUGUGACAAUAGGAGCCUUUUUCUAUUCCUCUUUUAUUAUUUGUUCUUAUGGGCAAACCUGGUUUACACUGUAUUAUUAUUAUUACAUUUGUUACCAACCUCAGUGAAACACCAGAUGAGUGGGCGGGGCAAAUCCACAGCUGUUUAUCAGUUUUGCGUUCCCCGCCCUGUUCACUGUAUGGAGCGUAAACCCCACCCGACUGGUGCUUUUAUGUAGUCUGAAAACAAAUGCCACAAAUCCAUUUUUUCUUUUUUUUUCGUGUGAACCAGGUCUGCUUUAACGUGAAGAAAAGCACUCAAACGAUUACUGUUCCUAUCAUGGUGUUACAGAUUUUAAAGUUUUAGGGGCUUAUGUCAAAAAUACCUGCAGAGAUGUAGAUGAUUUAUAAGAAUAGUGCUCACAUGCAAAAAAAAAAAAAAGGCUUUUCUGUUUAGUUUUUAAACAUCUAUUUAUGAUACUGUAGAAUAACCAGCAUUUGGCUUGCUGUGUUGAUUUAUCAGUGAAUGCAUGUUUAGAAUAAUCUGGCCUUCAGCAUGUAUAUAUCGCUCCUUUUCUGCGCGGACAGGCCCUGGUCUAUGCUCAGUAACUUAUUUUAAUUCACCAACGGUCCCUUUAGCCCAUCUUUCCUAUGAACAUGGUCAGUGUGUUUCUUCUUCCUGCAUCGUUUGUAUGUGAAGUAUGAAUGGGGACAUGAAGGUUUGGAGAUGUUUGGAAGUGAGUAACUUGUUUUAGAUAUUUUGUACCAUUAUACAUAAAGGUAGAGUGAGCUGGUUAAAUGGACCCUCUACAUGUGGUUGUUUGGAGUUUUAUCCUUGUGAAAUGUGCAUUAUCAUAACUUUUUAAUAAAAAA